AUGCCGGACCGCAACGCGGCGCCGCUGGGCCGCGGGAGAGGCGCGGGAGGGGGAGCGGGGGGAGCGGAGGAGGAGGAGGAGGAAGAGGAGGAGGAGACGGGGAAGGAGAAAAAGGAGGUUAAAUACGACGAGCAUCAGAAAUUCGACGAGUUUGAAGGGAACGAUAUGGGGCUGUUCGCGACGGGGGAGUAUGACGAGGAUGAUAAAGACGCGGACGCGAUUUGGGAUAGCGUCGACGAGCGCAUGGACGAUCGGCGGCGCGACCGGCGCGACGCGCGGCUGAAGGAGGAGAUCGAGAAAUACCGCGCUUCGAACCCGAAAAUCACGGAGCAAUUCGCAGAUCUGAAGCGCGGGCUGGGCCAGAUGUCGACCACUGAUUGGGACAGCAUUCCGGAAAUCGGGGACUAUAGCUUACGGAACAAGAAGAAGCGGUUUGAGAGUUUUGUCCCUGUACCGGAUACGCUUUUAGAGAAGGCGCGGCAGGAGAAGGAGCACGUGUCGGCGCUAGAUCCGAAGGGGAAAGGGGCCGUUUUGGGCGGCACUGAAACGCCAUUCGCAUCGCAAACGCCCGUUACAGAUCUGACGGCUGUGGGCGAGGGACGCGGAACCGUGCUGAGCCUGAAACUGGACCGCCUCUCUGACAGUGUAACGGGUCAGACUGUAGUGGAUCCGAAGGGGUACUUAACGGAUCUUAAAUCCAUGCGUAUUACCUCGGACGCGGAAAUUUCGGAUAUUAAAAAGGCGCGCCUCCUCUUAAAGUCGGUGAUCCAGACAAACCCUAAGCACGCGCCCGGGUGGAUAGCAGCGGCGCGGCUGGAGGAACUUGCCGGAAAGCUUCAGGCCGCGAGGGGGUUUAUUCAAAGGGGUUGCCAGGAGUGCCCUAAGAACGAGGAUGUGUGGUUGGAAGCGUGUCGCCUUUCGUCUCCUGACGCGGCUCGAGCCGUGAUCGCGCGGGGAGUCAAGGAGAUCCCGACAUCUGUCAAGCUCUGGAUGCACGCCGCUCGGCUGGAGAAGGAUGACGUGGCAAAAUCCCGCGUUUUAAGGAAGGCCCUAGAGCACGUUCCGGACUCGGUUCGUCUCUGGAAAGCCGUGGUAGAACUAGCUAAAGAGGACGACGCGAGGAUUCUUUUGUCCCGGGCAGUUGAAUGCUGCCCGUUACACGUGGAGCUCUGGUUAGCACUGGCGCGUCUAGAGGUCUACGAAAACGCCAAGAGGGUUUUAAAUAAGGCUAGGGAGGCUUUGCCUACGGAACCGGCUAUCUGGAUUGCUGCUGCUAAGUUGGAAGAAGCGAAUGAUAAUGAAGGGAUGGUGGGGAAGAUAAUAGAGAGGGCAAUUCGGGGGUUGCAGAGGGAAGGGGUGGUGAUUGAUAGGGAAGCGUGGAUGAGGGAGGCUGAAGCAGCGGAGAGGGCAGGAUCGGUCACCACGUGUCGCGCUAUCAUUCGCUCGACGGUCGGUAUGGGGGUGGAGGAGGAGGAUCGGAAACGAACCUGGGUGGCAGACGCGGAGGAGUGUAUCAAAAGAGGCUCGGUGGAGACGGCUCGGGCGAUUUUCGCGCACGUGCUGACCGUUUUUCCGGGCAAGAAGUCGGUGUGGCGGCGGGCAGCCCAGCUGGAAAAAACGCACGGGACUCGCGAGUCAUUGGACGCGCUGCUUCGCCGGGCAGUCACGUACUGCCCGCAGGCCGAAGUUCUGUGGCUCAUGGGGGCAAAGGAAAAGUGGCUAGCAGGAGACGUUCCGGGGGCGCGAGCUAUUCUCGAGGAGGCCUACGCUGCAAUUCCGGAUUCUGAGGAAAUCUGGCUCGCUGCUUUUAAGCUAGAAUUUGAAAACAGAGAGCCGGAGCGGGCAAGGAGGCUGCUUGCAAAGGCUAGGGAGAUGGGAGGGACGGAGAGAGUUUGGAUGAAAUCGGCAAUUUUAGAGAGAGAGGUUGGGGAUGUGGAGGAGGAAAAGUUUUUGUUGGAGUCGGGGUUGCGGCUCUUUCCUGGGUUUCAUAAGCUCUGGCUCAUGCUCGGGCAGCUGGAGGCUCGGCAGGGCAGGACCGGGGCUGCCCGGGAAAUUUUCCAGCGCGGGCUGAAAAACUGCCCGGCAAGUAUUUUCCUCUGGCUGUGCGCGGCGAAGCUGGAGGAGGAUUUAGGUGCGGUGAGCAAGGCUCGGGCGAUUCUGGAACAGGCCCGGCACAAGAACCCGCAGACGCCGGAUCUCUGGCUGGCUGCGGUUCGGACGGAGGCUCGGGCUGGGAACAAGAAGGCCGCCGAAGCUACCUUAGCUAAGGCACUCCAGGAAUGUCCGAGCAGCGGGAGGUUAUGGGCAGAAGCAAUUGAAAUGGCACCGCGACCGCAACGGAAAUCCCGCAGCGUUGACGCUUUGAAGAAAUGCGAUCACGACGCUUAUGUGGUUGCUGCGGUGGCCCGUCUUUUCUGGGCGGAUCGGAAGGUCGACAAGGCUCGGAACUGGUUCGGCCGAGCCGUGACUCUAGCACCGGAAGUGGGGGAUUUCUGGGCACAGCUGUGGAGGUUUGAGAAGGCGCAUGGGAGUGAGGAGCAGAGGGGGGAGGUGGUGAGGAGGUGUGUGGCUGCUGAGCCGAGGUAUGGCGAGGCGUGGACGAGGGUGGCUAAGGCGGUGGAAAAUGCUCAUCUGUCAACCGAGGCGCUGUUGAAAAAGGUUGUGUUGGCGAUGGAUAGGGAGGAGGCGGCUAAGACAGCUUCUGGUGCUUCUUCUGGUGCUGCUGCUCCUGCUGCUGCUAACAGUGCUCCUGCGAUGGAGAAUGCUCAUCUGUCGACUGAAGCGCUGCUGAAAAAGGUUGUGUUGGCGAUGGAUAGGGAGGAGGCGGCUAAGACAGCUUCUGGUGCUUCUUCUCUUAGUGCUGCUUCUGGUGCUGCUGGUCCUGCUGCUGCAAACGGUGCUCUUGCAAAGCUCCCUCUCCCCAUCCCCCCUUCCUCUCCCCAUCCCCCCUUCCUCUCCCCAUCCCCCCUUCCUCUCCCCAUCCCCCCUUCCUCUCCCCAUCCCCCUUUCCUCUCCCCAUCCCCCCUUCCUCUCCCCAUCCCCCCUUCCUCUCCCCAUCCUCCCUUCCUCUCCCCAUCCUCCCUUCCUCUUCCCAUCCUCCCUUCCUCUCCCCAUCCUCCCUUCCUCUCCCCAUCCUCCCUUCCUCUCCCCAUCUCAUCCCCCCUCCCCCCCCCCUCCUCUCCCCCUUUAAAGGAACGGAGGCUCUUUGACGAGAGAUUUGAGCGGAGGCUGUUCGACGGAAAAUUCGAGCGGAGGCUAUUUGAUGAGAAAUUCGUUAGAGUGGAUCCGAGGAGACUGUGCGAGCUGACGUCAGCGGCGGAUGUGCUUCAAAUGAAGCCUCUGGUGGACCUCACGAGCAGAGCACUGGCGCGGCUAAUAGAGGGCAAGUCGCCUGAAGAGAUUAGGGAGACGUUUCACCUUCCGGACGACCUCACAGAGGAGGAGAAGCUGGAGCCAGUAAGGAGUGGCACAGAUGACCCUCGCAUUCGGCUGCUGAACCGGCUGUAUGCGAAGAAGAGGAAGGACCUCCUGAGGAAAAAGGAGCACUCACACUCGAGCUCUCACUCUGUAGAAGACGAGAACGGGGACGAGGAAGGAGGAGGAGGGAAGGCUCGAGACGGGGAAAGGGGAAGCAGAGAGAAGGAGGCAGGAAGGAGUGGGGAGAAGGAGAGGGAGGGGAAGAGCAGGGAGAAUGGAGGGGCACGGGAGUCGACGCACAGGCACCACAAGGAACGAUUGGUGGAUGAGAGAUCGGUUGACGACCUUCUAUCGUUCAUCCAUGGGGGAGGUGAGUGUAAGGGCUUCGGGGUUUGA
Closterium sp. Naga37s-1 is the source of this 3813-nucleotide messenger RNA. The record is from the annotation of a GenBank genome assembly. NCBI's taxonomy places the organism in Eukaryota, Viridiplantae, Streptophyta, Zygnematophyceae, Desmidiales, Closteriaceae.